Molecule: messenger RNA, 3123 nt
Organism: Solea solea (common sole)
Lineage: Eukaryota; Metazoa; Chordata; Actinopteri; Pleuronectiformes; Soleidae
Gene: ush1ga
Product: Usher syndrome 1Ga (autosomal recessive)
Exons: 3
Coding region: 254-1663 (469 amino acids)
Biological process (GO): sensory perception of light stimulus; sensory perception of sound; equilibrioception
Molecular function (GO): protein binding
Source: RefSeq, a predicted model, not a curated record
UCCGAGUCUGUUUUGGCCACCGGGAGCACUAGGAGCGCGCUGCGCGCACCGCGGCGUCCCUGGAUACCAGCGACGCACUCUGCCGGUGUGGCUCCUCCACCACCGACGAGGAGCUACUGAAAUAGGGACACCGCGGGGCAAAGGGGCUCUUGAACCGUUUUGCGCCCAACAAAUGCCCGCAUGACGACGACGGCGAGGAUGGUGGACUUGAUGACGCGUAUUGGAGCCGAGCAGGGAGGACUCAUUCUGCACCAUGAAUGACAGGUACCACAAGGCGGCCCGGGACGGCUACCUGGACCUGCUCAAGGAGGCGACUCGGAAGGAUCUCAACGCACCGGAUGAGGAUGGCAUGACACCGACAUUAUGGGCUGCUUAUCACGGCAACCUGGAGGCUCUGCGGCUCAUCGUGGCGAGGGGAGGAAACCCUGACAAGUGUGACAUAUGGGGGAACACGCCACUCCACUUGGCGGCCGCCAACGGUCACCUCAACUGCCUCUUCUUCCUCGUGUCUUUUGGUGCCAACAUAUGGUGCCUGGACAACGACUACCACACGCCGUUGGACAUGUCCGCCACAAAGAAUCACAUGGAAUGCGUCCGCUACCUGGAUUCCAUCGCGGCCAAGCAGACGGGCCUCAACCCCAAGCUGGUGAGCAAGCUGAAGGGUCGGGCGUUUCGUGAGGCCGAGCGGCGAAUCAAAGAGUGCAUGAAGAUGCAGAAGAAACACCACAAACGCAUGGAGCAAAAGUUUCACAGGGAGGCUUCUGAGGCCUCUGCAUCUGACGUCAUGAGUUUCUCCAGCUACACCGGCAGCUCUGUUAGCCAUAAGUUGCGCAACUUCAAUGCUGCUACUGUCAGUGUGCCAUAUUCACAGGCUACUCUCCAUGCCACAAAUCGAGGGAAGACAAAGAUCCAGAAGAAGCUGGAGAAGAGGAAACAAGGAGAUGGGACUUUUAAAAUCUACGAGGACGGAAGGAAGAGUGUGCGCUCCCUCUCUGGACUUCAGCUUGGCAACGAUGUCAUGUUUGUCAAACAGGGGACGUACGUGAACCCAAAGGACCGGGGCCGCCGCAACAUCCGCGACAUGUUCUCCAGAGACAGCGACGAUGCCAUUUCGCGUGCCAUGAGCGAGCCCAAUCUCCAUGGGCCUGAUAUGGACUAUUCUGAGAUCAGCACUGACUCUGGACAUGAUUCCCUGUUCAACCGUCCUGGUUUGGGCACCAUGGUGUUUAGGAGGAAUUAUUUGAGUGGGGGGAUGUUUGACCUUGGUGGUCGGGACGAGGCCAGUGGAGAGAUGCCAGUGAGAUUACGCAGUCGACUACAGCAGUAUCCGAGUCAAGACCAAGAUAGCAUUGGCAGCGCACGCAGCCUACAGGAGAGGAACGUAGAGGAUCUGCCCUGGGAUGAAGUCGAGUUAGGGCUGGAUGAUGAUGAUGAGCCUGAAACGAGCUCUCUGGAAGUCUUCCUGGCCACACAGAGCAUGAGCGAGUUUUAUUCAAUAUAUAAAAGAGAGAAAAUUGACCUGGAAGCAUUGCUUCUGUGCUCUGACUUUGAUCUUAAGAGCAUCCACAUCCCCUUAGGGCCGAGGAAAAAAAUCUUGGAUGCCUGUAAGAGGCGGCUGGAGACGAUAGAGGACCCCGACUGUAUCGAGGACACAGAAUUGUGACUGCUGAGGUGGACAGACGUAAGGAAGGUAUCUUAGCAAUGACGUAUUGUUUAAUAGGUUGUCUCUGGAAACUCCAGCACAUUGGAUUUGAUAUUAAACAAAAUAUACAGUGGAGUGCCAACUUUCAACGUGACCUUGAGUCUGCAUGGAGUUUUCUAUAGAGGGGGAACCUCCAUGAACAUAUUCACAAUAAAUAUAUCAAGUGGGCUUGCCCGUCAAUACAUUGCUCCUUAGCACUCCCAGUGUUCAGAUCUUUAACUUGUGCCUACGUUUGCAGUCAGUAUCUCGUGUCAUUGACCCACAUUAUCAGGAAAACACAGCUCUGCCGGGCAUCUGCAGUUAUCAAGGAAACACAUGCUCAUUUUGUAUUCAGGUCAGAUGACGUUUCCCAGUACGGAACAAUGGUCCUUUACUCAUUACUCAGACAGAAUAGAUAGUAAACAUUCAAGCUAUUAGCAUCACAAUCUCGUGGUAGCUGAUUUUCAAUGCAGCGCUCUGGAGUUGUGUUCAAAAAAGAAGAAGAUAAAACUGUGCAGAUGUGUCUACUAAGUGCAGUGAACAUGGUGCAGUGUUGAGAGAAUGUGUUGGGAGUGUGUUCACCUCUCGUUUUCAUAAGUGACAGUGGCUGUGGAUGGUCCUCGAGCCUUAAAGUGGACAGUCAGUGGACCACUGUAGCUCAGUGGUAAUAAAGCAACAGAAAAAGGAUACAGUCAACAUGAACAUGUUGGUUGAUUGGAGAUCCCCGUGCUGCAUGGUUUAACAAUCUGAAAGACUAUUAUAGAGUGUAGUGCUCUACUGUUUCAUUGUAUGCCAUGUGGCAUAGUUAACAAAGAGUCAAUUGUGGGGUCUGUGUCCCCGUAAAUGUGUUUGCCCCUGUGGGGUAAAAUCCUACCAUCUUAUGUGCCUGCAUUGCUUGUGCCUGUGCAUACAAGUGUCUUUUUGUCUCCAAAUAAAUCUAUGACAUUAGCUUCACUGUAAUUUUUAGUAUUUACUUUUCAUCCAGAGCCACUCGGCUGUUGCCGGUGUAUUGCGUUGCCAGUCCUCACUUGCACUGCAGGCCAGAUUUGUUGAUUUUUAUUACACAAUUUAUUUUGUUAGUCUUCCAAUUUUUUAUGUAGUUUGUCAAAAUAACAUAAUUUUACACUUGACCAUACAGUGACAUGUGCUGUCUUUUUUUUUGAUUCUAUAUACAAAUACGAAUAUUUUAAUGCUGUAAUUUAGAAAUCCAUUUAAUUUCCUCUCUUUACUGAACCCUACCUGCUAUAUUUCAUCUGCACAGACACUCAAAAUGAAGAGUGAAAUGUGCCUUUUAAAUAGUAUAAUGCUGACAUGUAAAUUAAACCCACAUUUUUAAUGAAUAGAAACUUUAGAUGCUAAAUAAAUUAGAAGAAAUUACAAAAUAAAGCUGUAUAUACAUCAUUAUUUGUAUAGAUGUAUGGGAUUCUGCUGAGAAAGUUUGG